UCGGGGGCCGCCGGGAGCCGCCGUGCGGGCACCCCAAGGCCGCCCCGGUGGUCCCCGGUGCCACCCCAGCCCCGCUGUCCCCCCAGGACCUCCCCGCAGGGAUGGAGGGGCGCGGGGAGGAGGCACCAGAGGAGCCGGAGGUGUCGGAGCCCUCAGAGGAGGAGGAGGAAGAGGAGGAGGAGGACGAAGGCUCCGGGGUACGGGUGACGCCGGCGCUGCUCAAGGCCACGACGGGCGAGUUCUCGCUGGAGUCCAUCCUGCUGCUGCGGCUGCGGGGCCGCGGCAUCGCGCACCUGGGCUGCCUGGCCGACUGCUCCAACCUCGAGUGGCUGGACCUGUCGGGCAACGCCAUCGCGGGGCUGGCGCCGCUGGCCGCGCUGCGCGCCCUGGCCGUGCUCAACCUGGCCGCCAACCGCGUGGCCAGCGUGGAGCCGCUGCGGGGCUGCCGCAGCCUGCGCCAGCUCAACCUGGCGGGCAACCGCCUGCGCAGCCUGCGCCAGCUGCGCUGCCUGCAGGGCCUGCGGCACCUGGAGAGCCUGCGCCUGCGGGACCCGCGCGGCGGCCUGGCCAACCCGCUGUGCGCCGCGCCGGCCUACCGCGCCGCGCUGGCCGCCAUGCUGCCCGGCCUCAAGGCCAUCGACGGGCAGCGCGUGGCGGGCCGCGGCAGCGAGCUCUUCCGCCUGUGCCGCGAGCUGGACGCGGCGCUGGACGGGGAGGGCGCGCCCGCCGCCGCCGCCGUGGCGCCCGCGGAGCCGCCGCAGCCCUGGGUGCGCGCCGGGUUCUGGGAGGCGCGGCCGGCGCGGCGCAGCGCCGUGCUGGAGGAGGCCACGCGGCAGCUGGGCCAGGCCCUGCGCGAGUGCCGCGAGCUCGGCCGCCGCGCCGACGACUCCAUCGCGCAGGCACAGCGCGCCCUCGGCCGCCGCCAGCACGGCGACUUCGGGUUCUGAGCGCCGCGGGGACACGCGGGCUGGACACGGCCUUGGCUGGGCUGGGGAACGCAAAGGUGGGAAUGGAGAACAGCCACAGCCCAGAGCCACCAUCAUCCGAGCCACCGGAGCCCAAAAACAGGGCCAGGAGAACCCCCAGAGAGUCACCAUCAUCUGAGCCACAGGACCCCAAAGAUGGGAUUGGAGAAUACUCAAACAUGGGAAUGGAG
This is a messenger RNA of Melospiza georgiana, 1156 nucleotides long. RefSeq names its product leucine rich repeat containing 61 (gene LRRC61). The coding region runs from base 102 to 947 and encodes 281 amino acids. The record is from RefSeq and is a predicted model, not a curated record. Gene Ontology annotation, cellular component: cytoplasm. NCBI's taxonomy places the organism in Eukaryota, Metazoa, Chordata, Aves, Passeriformes, Passerellidae. The transcript has 2 exons. Gene Ontology annotation, molecular function: protein binding. Gene Ontology annotation, biological process: outer dynein arm assembly.